AUGGAUAGCAUGGGCAUCGGAUACGAAAGGCUACGUCAAAUUAAUCCCUCGAUCAUACACGCAAGUGUCUCUGGGUACGGGCGCAGGGGGCCAUAUGCCCAUCGUGCAGGCUACGAUGCUAUUGCUGCAGCUGAAGCAGGCAUGCUUGAUAUAACGGGCGAACGCGAUGGUCCACCAACACGACCUGGUCUUGGCCUUACUGACAUGAGCACUGGUCUAUAUCUGCACGGUGCAAUUAUCGCUGCGCUCUAUUCUCGCAAAGACACAGGACAAGGACAGAAGAUUGAUGCGUCUUUAUUUGAGAGCCAAGUGUCCUUACUUUCCAAUGUCGCAAUGUCAUGGCUCAAUGUGGGCGAACGAGCGGCCCGUUGGGGCACAGAGCAUCCAAGUAUUGUCCCAUACCAAGCAUUUGAGACGAAAAACGGCUACUUGGUACUGGGUGCUACAAAUAACCGACAAUUUCGAGUUCUUUGCCAGUUGGUGGGAGAAUCGAAGCUGACGACUGACCCACGCUUUGUGGACAAUAGCUCACGGGUUCAAAACAGACUGGAAUUAAAGAAGAUAUUUGAGGGGAUCCUCCGCAAAAAGACAACUCAAGGGUGGCUGGAUGUCUUAGAGGGAAGUGGGAUGCCCUAUGGCCCUAUCAACACUAUCGAACAGGUCUUCUCGCACCCACAGACUGCCGCCGGGGAUAUGGUGCAAAGCCUUCCUCAUGAGGCCGCGAUUUCGGGUAAAAUUAAAGUCUUAGGGGUUCCUGUGAAGUUCAAGAAGAGGGUACAAACACUCUGGCACAUUACCAAGGCAAAAGAUUUCAAGUGUGGAUUGAUUGGGUGCAUGCCAUCUAAGCGUGCUAAAAAGCUUACAUAUCAGGCCAUCUGGUACGAGCUUGGUGGCGAAGAAGGAACAUCUGCGUUGUUAGAGGAACUUGAGGUGCGCACAUAUCCCUCCAUGAAGGCUCUCUUCCUACAAAAGCAUGAGCACGGAGAAGACAAGUAG
Messenger RNA from Penicillium arizonense, 996 nucleotides. RefSeq names its product CaiB/BaiF CoA transferase family protein. Gene Ontology annotation, molecular function: catalytic activity. The coding region runs from base 1 to 996 and encodes 331 amino acids. NCBI's taxonomy places the organism in Eukaryota, Fungi, Ascomycota, Eurotiomycetes, Eurotiales, Aspergillaceae. The transcript is spliced from 4 exons. The record is from RefSeq and is a predicted model, not a curated record.